GCCCAUUUCAUUCCCACACGUUUCUCUCCUCUCUCCAUCCCUCCUGAUGCGUAUACGGUGACCUCACGCCUCCAGCUGACGGCGACGUCCUUCCUCCGUCAGUCCAGACCUCUUCGCCGACGACAUCGCGAAGCUCGCCCACGAUGGCGACGCCACAAUCUCCCACCAUGCCCACCAAGGCUUCGAACAUCAGUAAACUCGACCAGCUCUACGAAAAAUGCGCCGCGCAGCCCCCCGAUACCGUCUUUCACCAACGCGACCUGGCCGACAUGCAGGUCACUGACGACAGCAAUGGGCUUCUGCUCAUCAUCCAGCAGAUGGUCGCGUCCUGGUUGAUGCUGACUCUACAAUGGGAUGGAGCACCAUGCUGGAGGAUCCGCCCACGAGAGGUAGCAGCGGCCCUUAGGUCAAUGGCGAAAGACGAGCGCGAAAUCUACCUCGCUAUUGAAGCAACAGGCACGCAAGCCAUCUGGACCAAGAGCCUCAAAUCGAGAACAGGCCAGACCAGCCAAGCGGUGCUGAACAAAACUCUCAAACACCUCGAGGCCAAGGGCCUGGUCAAGUGCAUCAGCAACAUCAAGUUCCCCACCCGCAAAUACUACAUCCUCACCGGCCUCGAAGCCUCGGAGGACAUUGUCGGCGGCCCCUGGCAUGGCGACGGCGAGCUCGACCUUGACCUCAUCGAUGCCAUCUCCGAGAUCGUCGUCAGGUACGUCGAAAAAGAGAGCUGGGUGGAGCAGAAGAGCGCCGUCAACAGACUCGCUCUGGCUAAGAAGCGCGCCGCUGUCCUCAAAGCGCAAGACAUUGCUGCUUCCAAUGAGCCUGAGAGCAUCCCCGACAUCGAGAGCACCCCGCCGCUCUUCCGUCCUUAUCUGGGCCAGCACAGCUUUCCUCUCAUUCCACAGCCUGCCGGUUAUAAGCACUACCCGACUUGCGCCUCGAUCCUCGACCACAUCGUGGGUUCUGGCCUUCUGAACAACCUCACGCUGCAAGAGCCAGAUCUACAGCAACUGCUAGACAACAUGGUGUUUGACGGAAAGUUGGAACGAAUGGGUGCGAUGGGCUACCGGACGGUUCGCGGCGCAAGUGCCGACGCAAGAGGAGGUGACGAUAUCGGCAUUGGCAACGGCUUCACUGAGGCUCCGUGUGGAAGAUGUCCCGUAUUCUCUAUCUGUGAAGAAGGGGGUCCAGUGAACGCUACAUCUUGCGUGUACUUCACGGACUGGCUUUCAAGAAAUAUAUGAGCCUUGAGGUGCCUUGGAUUUUUAUCGGGUGUGGGCGGCGUUUGGUCAUCUUUAACCUUAUUUGGAUUGCAUAGAAUGGUGUCUAGGGCUCGUCUACGGAUAGCAUUGGGGUGCGUUGGAAUGCUCGCUAUAUACCAAAAACCGUCAGCUCGUGAGUAGAUGAAUAUAUUACCUUAAAG
Molecule: messenger RNA, 1423 nt
Organism: Mytilinidion resinicola
Lineage: Eukaryota; Fungi; Ascomycota; Dothideomycetes; Mytilinidiales; Mytilinidiaceae
Product: RNA polymerase Rpc34
Exons: 2
Coding region: 144-1244 (366 amino acids)
Biological process (GO): transcription by RNA polymerase III
Cellular component (GO): RNA polymerase III complex
Source: RefSeq, a predicted model, not a curated record